AUGCCCCUUCUCGCCAUGUCCCCCAACAUCCAGGACGGCGGCACCGAAACGCCGUCCCGGAAGAGAACCCUUAUGGACUUUCUCGGGGGAGCCAAUGCGCAGACGGCCAAGGCGGCCGCUCUCGCGACCAAGCCUUCCACCCCCAGCAAACUCCAGCUCGUCACCGAUGCCGACAACCUCGCUUCCUUCGAAAAGGAACAGCAGAAGGAACAAAAUGGCACGGGCGAGCCUACAUCCCCCAUUGACCUCAUGGCCAUUGACUCUCCGCUGUCCGAAAUGUCUGACGAUGCACUGUCUCUCCUCACCGACGACGCCGGCAGCAGCACACCGGCCCGGUGGUCCACGUCGCCCAAUGCCACACCAUGCAAGUCGUCCGCCGGUGCGUCCCCGCAAGUCGUCAUCACCAUCGACGCGACACCACCACCAGGCCUCUCCGCCGCAGCCACCACGACCGCAACCACGACACAACCACCGGCUGCCAAACGCAAGCGCCUGACACCCAGCGAGCGCGAAGAAAAGGCCAAGGCGGACGCCGCGCGGAAACUAGAAAAGGAAAAGGCGGAAGCGGCACGAAAGCGCGAGAAGGAAAAGGCCGAGGCCGCCAAGAAACAGGAGCGUGACGAGCAAAAGGCGGCUGCCGAGGCUAAGAAGAAGGCGGCCGCCGAAGAAAAGGAGAAGAAGCGCAGGCAAAAGGAGGAAGAAGACCGGCGGAAGAACGAAGAGAAGGAAAAGAAGCGGAAAGAAAAGGAGGACGAAGACCGCCGAAAGAACGAGGAGAAGGAGAAGAAGCGGAGAGAAAAGGAGGACGAGGAGCGCAAGAUCCAGGAAGCCAAGGACAAGAAGGAGCGGAGCCAACUUCGACUCAACUCCUUCUUCAAGACCCCCAGCAACAGCAGCACAUCUACAUCCACCUCUUCCACCGCAGCAGUCACAACAGCAUCCGGGUCGCUGCUACCGACUGGCAGCUCACCACGGAAGCCGGCGGCCGUUCGCGGAAACUCUGCGUCGCCACGGAAGCCAACGUCAUUUGCUGCGGGCGACGCCACGAGCCUGUCCGAGUCGGGCGCCGUCGCUGCCGCGGUGUCAGAAUAUGACCGCGUCUUCAAGCCCUUUUUCGUCAAGGAGAAUGUCGUCAUGGCCACCGACCUCUAUGGCAUGGACGACGAAACCAAGGAGGCCAAGUCGCGCAUCCUCGACGAGUUUCUCGCAGGCUCCCGUGGCGAGUUUGCACCACCGCAGCCUUUCAGCGCAACGGCUGCUGUCGACUACUUCCACCUGCCUGGCAAACCGGCACUGGCACGCGGUCGCAACCGUCCUACGGUACGCAAGAUCAUGACGAUGCUAGGCCCUGACGCCAUGUACGGUGGCCUGCGCAGCGGACUUGGCGGCGAAAGUGACGCACAAACCAAGCUGGCCCUGCAUCUGCUCCAGUCGACACCCAUGAAGUACCUUUUCUUCCGCGAAGAUGUGCGCCCGGCCUACUUUGGCACGGUCACCAGCCAGCCACCAACCGCGCGGCUGUCGAAACUGGCACGCAACCCACUUGCCAAGACGGUGCUGCCCCUCAACUACGACUACGACUCGGAGGCUGAGUGGGUGGACGACGGCGAUGGUGAGGACGUUGACGACCUGGACGACGACGAAGAGGAGCUGGACGACGAUGGCGAGAUGUCUGACUUCCUGGACGACUCGGAAGACGCCAUGCCCCUGCGGCCGGCAUUUUCGGGUGGCAUGGAGCCCGAGAGCACGGGCGUGUGCUGGGAGAACGAGCAGCGAAAGGGGUGCAAACCUGCGCUGGACAGCUUCCGGAUGGAGCUGAUUCUGGAAUCAGGCACGCCGAGCAAGUCCAAAUCCAUGGCGCCACCACCUGCUCCGUCUGACGCCUUUGCUGCAUUGGGAGCGGGUGCCGCAGCGGCCAGUUCAUUGACCAAAUUCGAUCCGGCCACCUCAGCAUCGUCGGCUUCGUCCACAUCGGCCGCACCGGCGACAGCAGACGCAAACAACGGCAAGGCUGCAGACCCGAAGAAGGCUGGUGUUGCCGCCGAGUUCGUGCCGGACUUGAAAAAAUCAAUCCUGCAAUAUGCCAAGCUCAGCAAGUUGGGCCUUGUCGAGAUGUUGUCGGUCGAGUUCAUGGGCAAGUGCACCAAGGGCCAGAUCAAGAACUCGCUCGAGGCACUGGCCGAACGGACAGGAACGGGGAUCAACAAGACGUGGAAGCUCAAGGCGUGA
Molecule: messenger RNA, 2229 nt
Organism: Sporothrix brasiliensis 5110
Lineage: Eukaryota; Fungi; Ascomycota; Sordariomycetes; Ophiostomatales; Ophiostomataceae
Exons: 2
Coding region: 1-2229 (742 amino acids)
Biological process (GO): nucleosome assembly
Cellular component (GO): CAF-1 complex; nucleus
Source: RefSeq, a predicted model, not a curated record